Molecule: messenger RNA, 1138 nt
Organism: Alosa alosa (allis shad)
Lineage: Eukaryota; Metazoa; Chordata; Actinopteri; Clupeiformes; Clupeidae
Exons: 7
Coding region: 222-971 (249 amino acids)
Source: RefSeq, a predicted model, not a curated record
ACAGUACCCCUUUAUUUAAACACACGGAUGCACAUACAAAUAUACAAACAUUCACACGUUCACACACGUUCUAACAUCUGUCAUGUGUUUUGCAGCAAAUCAAGAGUCCCAGCCCUCCUGUCCAAUCAGAUCAGCUGACUGCAGCUGAGGAGCCACUGGUCUGGUCAGAACAGCUGGUCUCGCCUGAAGUCCAGAGCGUUCUGCGCUCAUCUGACGGUCAGAUGCCGCUGGUGUCGCCUGACGGUCGGAUUCCGCUGAUCUCUGGGAUUAAAGAAGAGAAUGCUGUUCAUGGAUAUGAGGAGUGCAGCCAGUAUGAGAGAGCUGACUGCAGAGUGGAGUACACUGUCCCUUCAGAUGCAGACAUUAAAUUUGAACAGAUUCAGACUCCGGUCUCGUCUGACGGUCAGAGGCUGCUGGAGGCGCCAGUCUCUGAAGAUGAAGAUGGUGAUGAUGACGAGUAUGGCGAGUACAGUAAUUCAGAGAGAGCUGAUCCCAGAACAGAGUAUACCGUCCCUUCAGCGGCAGACAUACAAUUCAAACAGAUCCAGAUGCCUCUUUCCAGUAAAGAGAAGAGCGCUCGUUUCCAUGCAAAGAUCAGAGCUGAUCCCGCCGCUAGAGCGGAGUGGCUUGCAAAGAGGAGGGAAAGGUAUCAGCAGAGAAAGCAAGCUGGACAAUCAAGCCAUCAAAGAGUCAAUUAUUAUCAAACCAUCAAAGAGUUGACCGCAUCGGAAGCUGCAAAUAGGAGGGAGCAGUGGCGACUCUACCAGAGACGAUGUAGAGAGAGACAGAGGUAUCGGCAGAGGAGGCAAGCUGAACAAUCAAGCCAUGAAAAAGUAAAUUAUUAUCAAACCAUCAAAGAGUUGACCGCAUCGGAAGCUGCAAAUAGGAGGGAGCAGUGGCGACUCUACCAGAGACGAUGUAGAGAGAGACAGAGGCAGGUGGAAGCUGUGAUGAAUCUUCCACCAUUGUGAUGUCUGUGGAAUCUUACACCAUUGUGAUGUCUGUGGAAUCUUACACCAUUGUCUGGUUCUACCAGAGACAGAUUCUUUUGCGGAACCUUUGUUUUUUUUUUUUUUUUUGCUUUUCUUGCUUUGUGUUUGCACAGUUGUGCAGGCAAAAUAAAUAUUUGUGCACCAUU